GGCUGACUUUUACAAUGGAUUGUAACCACUGAAGAGUGUACCACUCAAUUGAUUGUCGUAUCAUAAAACACUUGUGAUACGACUUACUUGCAUAACAGAAGCUUGAGAAAUAUACACGAUCAAGUAGUUUCAUUUUCAUCUGGCAUUCUCAUUAUAACUUUACCCUGGGACACAUAUCAUAAAGGUUUAUUUACAUAUCGUGUGUAUACUUAUUGUAAAAUCAGUGUAUUGCGUGAUGUGAUUAUUCGGACUUAUAAAUAACCACUUCAAAGGGUCAAUUACAAUGAGGAUUCCGAGGAAUUUAAAUAUUUCAAUACAUCACGGAAGGAGUUGACUAACCUCAAAAAUAUCAUUUUUAAAUUGUUAACAUGGAUAACGGAAGACAACGAGCCCAUUCUGCUUCAUCUCUUAAGUCUUUACAUAUUUACGGUCCGUCAUCAAAGUGGACCAAACGACAGGCUCGAAGUACACCCGAACUUCGACUUUAUAUGCAACAAUCAAUGCUGAGUGGAUUAAAUACAACAGUACCUCAAAGUUUAAUACCUCAGGAUUUUGCAAAAACACACAAACCAAAGACACGAUCAUCAAAACGGAAGGGAUGUUGUAAUGGGAAUUUCUGUCGUUCUUGUUGCUCACUCAGACUGUUUCUGGUUUUCUGGCAGUUGAUAUUAGGAGCAGCAAUCACAGCUAUGUCAUUCUACUUAUAUUAUUAUGUGUCCGAUUCAUUAAAGAUUAGAGACACUCCAUUCUGGGCUGGAAUACCGUUAUUUGUGGCCGGUGCACUAGGGAUAUAUGUUUGUGCAAAUGACUAUGAAAACUACAUAGGUAGCUCGAAAAACUUUGCAUUAAAGGGAUGCUGUUUUGUUCUUACGGUAAUCUGCAUAUUUGUUUGCCUGGUUGCCAGUACAUUCCCUGUCAUUCAUAUUGUGAAAAUGUACAAAUACCACCAUUGUGAAAAUUUGAACAAUGACUGUCUAUGUUACGGAUCUCCAGAUCCUCUAUCCAGACAAUACACGUACAGAGAACUGGGCAGCUGUGACACCUUAUAUUGUUUGGUUAAGAUAUUCUUUAUAGUAGAAAGUGGAUUGUGUGCUUUAGGAAGUGGCAUAUCUUUUUGGUUUGCAAUUUUACUUUGGAAAUCGAAAUAUGGGGGGAUAUACUCGGGAAUAAGAUACUCUUUCAGUUCGCACACAAAUGGAAAUAUCGACCAUGUUUGAUGAAAUACUUAAUAUGGAUAGUAUUUCAGAUUUAUAUAAUCUAGUCAAUCGGUAUUCAGUUUGAAAAUAAGAUUGCACCGGUGAACCAACAACACUAGGUGAUAAAAAUAUCUUCUUGAAUUCAAUCUUCUAUACAGUAGGAUUUAACUAUUGCUAUAUAUAAAACGUCUAUUGCACCGGAUAAAAAGUUUGGACAGUAAUUCACAAUGUAAACCAUUUCUAUCUUAAUCAUCAAACGGCAGAACGGUUAAUGGGCACACUUGUAAGAAAAAAAUAUACCUUUUAUUUUCUGCAUAACUUUAUUCUUGUUUGAGGUGUGCAUGAGCUCAACGUUAACGAGACAGCAACUAAAAAAUACAUGUUUACUUAAUUAUAUAGACAUCACGUUUAACUUAAUCGAAGACUUCGUCGGUGGAUUUACAUGCAUUGUCCAAAAUUCUAUAGACAUACAUGUAUUUUAAUGAAAACAAAAGACACGACCUUGAUCCGAUACCAGCAACAAAUCCAUAAAAAAAACACAAAAACAGCGACAGACACUGGAGUGAUUCAUAAUAGACACAUGUACAUUGUGAUUAGGUUAACAUAAUUUUUGUGAAUACUCAACCCUCCUCCUUUACCUCAAACCAAAGAAAGGUUGACAGGGUUUUGAAAAUAUAAGUCACACGGAAUCUCCCAUUCGCGCAUCCGACAGUAAAACGUUUCUUCACCUUUCAGAAUCCUAACAUCAACUCUAAGGAGUCCCUAAAAGGUUUGAUACAAAAUAAAAUUUCUGUCCCUAUCCAACAUAGCCUGUUUUUCCAGAGGCAGUACAAUUUAAAUUCCUUGUCCUUCAGUCGACCCAUAUUGCAGAAUAUUUCUUUUCAAUAUAUUAUUUAUUCGGUCUAGACCGAAAUAAGCAUCAAAUGCUUGCCACUGGACGUUCGUCAAUCAAUCAAUUUUCUACCUCGAUAAAUAAAAGAAUAAAUAAGCAAUCAGCCUCAGUCAAACACUCAGCCUUUUGUCGUACUUGAUUGUCAUGUCGUAUCAGGGGACUUAAGCGGACCUGGUAAGAAUAACAACAAUCAAAUUUUCAUUUAAAUAUAAAAGUAAGAAGAUGUGGCAUGAUUGCAAAUGAUACAACUCUUUAUCAGAGAACAAAAUGACGUAGAAGUUUACAACUAUAGACAGAGACAUAUAUACAUAUAUGUCUCUGCUAUAGGUCACCGUACGGCCUUCAACAAUGAGCAAAACAAUAGCGCAUAGUAAGCUAUAAAAGACCCUGAAUUGACAAAUUCAAACGAGAAAAAUAUCAACCCCCCCCCCCCUGUCUUCCCCCUAUCCUGGGACAGUGGUGUAACAGCACAACAUAAAACAGAUACUAUAAAAUUCAUUCUAAAAGUUCUUUACUCAUCAGAGACAAUCACAAUAACAACUAACAUAAUCACAAAGUAUAGAUCUGAGAGUAUUUGCAUUUACUGAAAGCUAGUUCAAAGCCAAUGAGAACUAUUGAAAAAAUUCAUGUAUCCAAGACUAAAAUACCAAUCAGUUCACAUCCAACAUACAAUAGAUUUAGUGGAAAGACGUCAUAACCAGUCAGAGUUUUUCUUGACCAUGUGCAAUGCUAAACUCCAUAUACCAAAUGUUAUUACCAAUACAUUUGUGAUCUAAAAUUCUCCAACUGUUACUGAGGAACAGUUCUGAUCAUGAAAACUAUGCCAAGGCCACAUGAAAUAUGUCAGACAGUCAUAUAAACUCUUUACGACAUUUCCAUUGUGAUUCUAAAAGAGGUAGGAUAAAUUUCUCCUGUAUUUGUUUAACCCUCAGUUUCAAAAUCUACAAAUAUUCAAAUCCUACAGGAAAUUAAAAACCAGUAUCGAAGAAUCUAUAAAAUAUACGUAUCAUCUGGUUCAUUUCCAUGUGUCAAUCUUGAUAUUAAUAGGCUCACAAGUUUGACCUUUCUUAAAAGGUGUGGAAUGAUUCGCUCUAUCCUAAUUUAAGGUAAUAUGUGUGCAUGUGGCUGUUGACUUAGUAUUGGAAAUGUGGUAUUUUUAGAUAUUGAUUGAUAUAAAAUGGAUUUCUAACACUUUGAAUAUCAAUUUUUGUAUAUAUAUUAAGAUGAACUUUUCUGAAAUUUUAAACUGGCUGUUCAGUGUUGUGCGUUAUACACACAUGCUUUUAAAAUUUUGUUCACUUUACUUGUUGAAAAUUUAAACAUUUACAAAUAGACACGACUCUGGAGGUGUGCCUAGAUUGGCAGAAGUUAUAAAAUAUAGAUAAUGCAUUUUUGUAAACAUUGUAUAGGAACAUUGUUUAGCAAAACAAAUCGUGCAUAUUGCAGAUUAACAAAGCAAAUAAACACUUAUAAUAAUUGAUAUUUCAAUAUUGAAUUUCAGUGUGCAAUAUAUGUAUAAUAAAACGAACAUGAAUUAAUGACA
This is a messenger RNA of Mytilus californianus (California mussel), 3631 nucleotides long. RefSeq names its product sarcospan-like. The coding region runs from base 369 to 1217 and encodes 282 amino acids. Lineage: Eukaryota; Metazoa; Mollusca; Bivalvia; Mytilida; Mytilidae. The record is from RefSeq and is a predicted model, not a curated record. Gene Ontology annotation, cellular component: sarcolemma; dystrophin-associated glycoprotein complex. The transcript is spliced from 3 exons.